AAAAAAAUCUAUCGUAUUCAGCCAAAACAAAAAAUAGAUGUCAAUUAUUUUGUGCUAAGAAUGCAAAAAAAAAUUUGGUAGGAAUUAAAAUUGUGGUUGUAAAUUUGACAUGGAAUAACCCGUACAUUAAAUAUGUAAAACUACUCAACUUUUCGUUCAUCAAGAUGCCAAUAGACGUAACGAACUAUUUACAAUGCACGAAAAUGCUUCGUUGCAGAAAACUGGUAAUGAUUUUGUUCAUAUCGUAUGAUAAUUUUAAUUCCACCUAAGAAUUUUUUUCAGUGUAAACAAAAUUGCAGUUUGUUUUGUUUUUUUCCGAUGAGCGUCAAAUUCACAGAACAUAAAUCUUGAGCGUUUUUUCAAAACGUCAUAUCUGCAAUGAGUUACUCUCUUUGUUUACUUUCUCUUCUGUUAAUAAUUCGGUCACUUUAACAUUUAUCGCUCAGCUCUUUGCAUAAUAUGCUAGUUAAAACCACCGUCUUUCGAUCUGUACUGUAAAAUAAGUGAAAAGUGUUAUAGUGACGCCGUAAAAAUCGAAAGAGAAAGUAUAAACAGAGAGUAACUCAUUGCAGAUAUGACGUUUUGAAAAAACGCUCAAGAAAUAGUCUAAUCCACGAUGACGUCAUCAUUUUCAUUUUGACAGUAGCUGCGGGUGUGCCUGCGUUCGAUGUUUUUUUUCUUCUUGUUUUGUGUUUACUUUUACUUGAAAAUCAGCGAUCACAGCUUUUGUUUAUCCAAUUUUAUUUUGAUAGUUAUAGUGAUUUUUAUUCCAAAUGACUCGUAAAUGUGUAGUAGGUAAAUGUAAGUCAACUGAGAAGACAUCGGGAGUUCGUUUCUUCCGUUUUCCUGCUGUGAAAAGCCAACUUCCAGCAUUGGUUAGAAAACGACGAGAAGAAUGGAAACGUAUACUCGCAUUGGAAGAUCAUUACAAUCCAACGAAUGCGUACAUAUGUAGUUUGCAUUUUGUUACCGGUAAAGCAGCGAAACUCACGGAUGUAACACACAUCGAUUGGGUACCCUCACUUAAGUUAAACGAGCCUGAGAGCAGUGGUGUCCUGGAGAACAGGGAAAUGUUGAAUCGAAGUGUAGUGAGAUGUAGUGAAUUACAUCAAAUCCCCCACGACCGCUUCGAGUUGUUUGCUAGUACCCAGUACAUGGCAUUUUUAACAGUACAAAAUGAAAAUGUUGAUAAAAAUGGUGUAGGAAUAGAAAAAAACGGAUUUCAUGAUAACGGUUAUGAACCAUUUUCAGAUAACGGUUAUGAACCAUUCGUAAACUAUCUUACAAAUCAACAUCACAUAGAACCUUGGAUCAAACUGAACAGCUCUCCGAGAAAACCCGAAGAAAUUUUCUCUUCCGAAAAAUCUGAAGAAGUCGUCAAACUAGAAAAAGAUGAAACGGAACAUUCCAAUCCUCUGCGAACCAUUCCGAUGAAAAUCACGAGUGUGGAUUAUUAAAACGAUACCGUUUGGAGUUAGCAAGAUUGCAACAGCGUGUUGACUAUUUAGAAACGGAGCUACGGAAAUCAAAGCGAGGAUUAGAUUGGCAGCAAAUACUCAACGUUGAAAAGUAUUUUCAAAUUUGUAGAAAGUUGCUUAUUAAAACCCUACUGUGCAAUGACAAAGGAUGAAGUCUUUGUAAUGGCAUUGCGAAAACUUCGAAGUAAUGUUUCAUUUCAUGAACUUUCGGAAGAUUACUCAGUGUGUGCUACAACAAUUUCGAAGUAUUUUCACCGAACAGUAUUCGCAAUGUACGAGUGCCUUAAGUAUGCAAUCGAAGUCGUAUCAAAAGAUACAAUCGUUCAGCAUACUCCUCGAUCAUUCAAACAACAGUAUGGGGAUAGAAGGAUAUUUAUUAUUGACUGUUUCGAAGUCAGUACAGAGAGACCGUGUAAUCCUUAAGCUGCGAACGCUCAUCAUAGCGCUUACAAACUUAUGUAAACAACGAAAUUUCUAAUCUGCCUAGCAGCAGAUGGAACGGUUGUGUUCAUCUCCAAUGCUUAUA
Messenger RNA from Topomyia yanbarensis, 2004 nucleotides. RefSeq lists its product as uncharacterized. The coding region runs from base 774 to 1457 and encodes 227 amino acids. The record is from RefSeq and is a predicted model, not a curated record. Lineage: Eukaryota; Metazoa; Arthropoda; Insecta; Diptera; Culicidae. The transcript has 3 exons.